Henningerozyma blattae CBS 6284 is the source of this 1224-nucleotide messenger RNA. RefSeq names its product Hat2p (gene HAT2). Gene Ontology annotation, molecular function: histone binding. Lineage: Eukaryota; Fungi; Ascomycota; Saccharomycetes; Saccharomycetales; Saccharomycetaceae. The record is from RefSeq and is a predicted model, not a curated record. The transcript has a single exon. Gene Ontology annotation, cellular component: Rpd3L-Expanded complex; Rpd3L complex; nucleus. Gene Ontology annotation, biological process: regulation of gene expression. The coding region runs from base 1 to 1224 and encodes 407 amino acids.
AUGAGCAAGUAUAAUACCAAUGAGCAGAAAUCUACAAUCAAAGAAGAAGAGGAACCUUUAACGACAGACCAAGAGUAUGAAUUAUGGAAAUCUAAUGUUCCUCUAUUAUAUGACUUUGUUAGUGAAACAAAAUUAGUCUGGCCAUCAUUAACUGUCGAAUGGUUACCUUCCAAUGAAACUACAAACUUACCUUCUAAUGAACAGCGUCUUUUAUUGGGAACUCAUACUUCAGGCGAAGAACAGAAUUAUUUGAAAAUUGCUGAAAUAACAUUACCAGAUCAAAUAAUAAAUGAAAAGACAGAAGAUAACAGUGACAAACAUGUUAAAUCGAAUAUUAGAAUCAUUAAGAAAUUUAAACAUGAAUUAGAAGUGACUAGAGCUCAUUAUAUGCCCCAAGAUUCAACUAUUAUUGCUACUAUUAAUGGUGAUGGGACUGUAUUUAUUUAUGAUACAUCCAUAGAUGAAAAUCAAUCUAAUCCAAUAAUUUCAAAAUUAUCACAUCAUAAGGAAAAUGGGUACGGCCUAGCAUUCAAUCCAUUGGAUAAAGGAAAACUAUUAUCAUCUUCUGAUGAUGGCAGUGUUGCUUAUUGGAACAUUCAAAAGUCCAUUCCCCUCUUGACUUUACAAGAAACAUCGAUAAUCAAUGAUGUAAGAUGGAAUCAGUUUAAUCAAAAUUUAUUUGGUUAUGUAACAGAAUCAUCAUGUUUGAAUUUGAAAGAUGUUCGUAAUAAUAACAAUGAUCUAAAAAUUGUUUCAAACCAUGACAUCAAAACACCAUCUGCAUUCAAUGCCAUGGCGUUUUCUUUCCAUUCAGAAUACUUAAUGGCUGCAUCUGGUGAGGAUUCUCUCAUCUAUUUGUAUGACACAAGGAAUUUAAAUCAACCAUUGCAUUACAUGAGAGGCCACGAAGAUUCUGUCACUUCAUUAGAUUUUCAUGCAUUAAAUGAUGGUAUUGUUAUAUCAGGAGGCUCUGACAAACGUGUUGCUGUUUGGGAUUUGAAACAAAUCGGUCAAGAACAAACUUCAGAUGAAAUUGAAGAUGGUGACGUUCCAGAGUUGUUAAUGAUUCAUGCAGGCCAUAGAAGCCCAAUUAAUGACUUUUCAAUGUCAAAUAAUUUAAAUUGGUUAUGCGCAAGUAUUGAAGAAGAUAACAUUGUUCAGGUCUGGAAAAUGAAUAAUUCAUUACGCGAAGAUCCAUUAGUCAAUAUGAAUGUUAUACGAUAG